This is a messenger RNA of Oncorhynchus keta (chum salmon), 2585 nucleotides long. RefSeq names its product L-seryl-tRNA(Sec) kinase-like. Lineage: Eukaryota; Metazoa; Chordata; Actinopteri; Salmoniformes; Salmonidae. The record is from RefSeq and is a predicted model, not a curated record. Gene Ontology annotation, molecular function: kinase activity; tRNA binding.
CCGGUCUUUGAUACUGUACUGUCUAGAACCUCCAGCACCACAGGUGGCAGCACAGGGCCAUAAACUAGUAUACUUACCAAAACCACCAUAGAAGUACUGGAUUAUGACGUGGACUUGUUAUGGGUCAGGAAGAGGACAUUCCUCAACAAAUAAUAGUUUAAUAACGUUGCAAAGGUGACACAUCGUUCCGUCGAUGGAUCUAAAUGAAGAUAGUGUUAAUGCGAUGUGCACCCGGAUAUGCUUGUGUGUUCUCUGCGGUUUACCUGCAGCAGGAAAGUCGACGCUCGCGCAGGCGGUCAACUCUCACUCUGCACAACGAGGAUGGAGGUCCGCUGUCAUUUCUUACGACGACCUGAUUCCCGGUGACGCGUUCAAUGUGAAGGAAGUCCAGGAUGAGCAGGAUAUUCCGCGAUCGCAGACGCAGACUGAAUGGAAAGGUCACAGACAAGAGGUGCUGCGGUGUGUUGAACAGUUCCUACAGAGUCCCACAGAUCAGCUACCACCAAUCAUCUACCAGAUCAACAGGGAUGCCCGGAGUCGUCUCCUUCACGCCGCUCAGGUCUGCGGGACACCGGCGGGCUCUUCUCGGGUCUGCGGGACACCGGCGGGCUCUUCUCAGGUCUGCGGGACACCGGCGGGCUCUUCUCGGGUCUGCGGGACACCGGUGGGCUCUUCUCGGGUCUGCGGGACACCGGCGGGCUCUUCUCGGGUCUGCGGGACACCGGCGGGCUCUUCUCGGGUCUGCGGGACACCGGCGGGCUCUUCUCGGGUCUGCGGGACACCGACGGGCUCUUCUCUGGUCUGCGGGACACCGGCGGGCUCUUCUCAGGCUUACCCGUCACCUUCAGAUCGACCACCGCCGCCACUCGUCAUUCUGCUGGACGACAACUUCUACUAUCCAAGCAUGAGAUACGAGGUGUACCAACUGGCCAGAAAACACUCUGUGGGAUUCUGUCAGGUGUACGUCCACUGUCCCGUGGAGUCGUGUGUCAGGAGAAACCAGCUGAGGCCCCAGCCGUUACCCAGUGAUGUCAUAGUAGAGAUGGCCAAGCGCAUGGAGCCUCCAAACCCUCAGAGAAACUCAUGGGAGCAGAACAGUGUCACUCUGGACAGCGAACACCACUUCACCAUAGAAUACAUCCAAAGGUUGGUGAAGGUGAUCUCCACUGCGUUGGAGAACCCACUGAGUCCAGUCCAGGACAACACUGAGCAGCAGGAGGCUGACCGUCAGAGCUGUGUGUCCAGUGUGGUCCACCAGGCUGACCAGGCCUGCAGACGCCUGGUCUCACAGGCCAUGCAGGAGGCCAGAGAACAUCAACUUCCCCCAGAGAGGAUGAGGUCUCUGGCAGCCGACUUCAAUGAAUCCAAAACCACAUUUCUCCAGGACCUGCGGAGACAGGUUCUCCGCGGCCUUCCCUUAACCCGGGGAGAGGACGUGGAGGUGGAGCGGGUCGUGACCAGAGCCGUGGACGUCUUCAACAAAGAGAAACGGGAUCUCAUUGCAAGAUACCUUCCUCCUUAUGACAGAAUAAAAUGACACAGAUAACCAGGGAUGGAUGACAGCCAUUAUGUAACUUUCAUUGAUUCUAUGGAAAUAGUCAUAGACUUUGACGUUAGUAAUUACAUUUCUUUAUUUUUCUGACAAAAUGUCCAACCUGUUAGGUGCAUAUACAGGGUGGAACCUAACAGGGUGGAAAUGUGGAGGCUAACUUAGCCGUAGCACUGGGUGGAACCGAGCAAGGUGGAAAUGUGGAGGCUAACUUAGCCGUAGCACUGGGUGGAACCUAGCAAGGUGGAACCUAACAGGGUGGAAAUGUGGGGGCUAACUUAGCCGUAGCACUGGGUGGAACCUAGCAAGGUGGAACCUAACAGGGUGGAAAUGUGGAGGCUAACUUAGCCGUAGCACUGGGUGGAACCGAGCAAGGUGGAAAUGUGGAGGCUAACUUAGCCGUAGCACUGGGUGGAACCUAACAGGGUGGAAAUGUGGAGGCUAACUUAGCAGAACCGAGCAAGGUGGAACCUAACAGGGUGGAAAUGUGGAGGCUAACUUAGCCGUAGCACUGUGAGUGAUCAAGAUCCAGCUAGCAUAAUGGUGCCCACUUGAAGAUAAUUUUUUUACUGUUCUGUCAAACACAAUUUGAAAUGAUCAAAUGUUCAUCUAAUUUAGCCGAACAGCGGGGGACAUUUUAAGAGUGAGACCGUACUGACUAACAUCACGAAACAUUAAAAUGUAGAUGUGAACCGAGUGUUGAUACUUAAUGUAGCGUUGCGUUGCUAUGGACACUUCCCGAUUGUGAUGUCAUCAUCCACUGAAAACAAAAUGGUCAAAAAAUGCAAAUAAUAAUGCCCAUUGAGAUCGACAUGUUUUGUGUUUUUAUGGAAAAGGACACGUACCUUUCUAUUUAAAGCCCUUUGGAAACCACAUUCUACAGUGAAUAAGAGGUGUUAUGUCCUGGGGACAGAAAAGGCACUGCAUAACAGGAAUGAAUGACCCCGGUCUGUGAGAGACACAAAUCUUGCUUGUUUGUAGGUGACCAAAUACUUAUUUUCCACCAUAAUUUGCAAAUAAAUUCAUUUAAAAAAUC